Messenger RNA from Penaeus vannamei (Pacific white shrimp), 1971 nucleotides. The record is from RefSeq and is a predicted model, not a curated record. Lineage: Eukaryota; Metazoa; Arthropoda; Malacostraca; Decapoda; Penaeidae.
AUGGCAGAUAGUCAGUAUCGCCCCGUGUACCAGACGCAGCACCUCGGGAACUCCAACCUCGUGCCCAAGCCCUACGUGUCCAGGUACUCUGCUGACAGGCCCUACAGAGCUCCCGUCGCGUCGCCUCGCACGUUCCUCAUGCAGAUGGAGCCGAAAGGGGAGCAGAAGACGAAGGAGAACAAGGAGAAUGAGGGGGUCAAGGCUGUGAGGGAAUCGAAAGAUACGCGAGGGAAGGUCAAAAAGUCGCCGACGACUACUCCGAAAGAAACUCUAACGACUGCGGAAAAGCUCGAUUCAGCCCCCCUGGUGAAGAAGCCAUGCCCCACUCGGCCUGCGCCAAGUCCCACUCGGUCUUCACCAAGUCCCACUCGGUCUUCACCAAUUCCCCCUCAGCCCACUCAAGCUGCACCGACUCUCACUCAGCCUGCACCAGUUCCCACAAAGCCUGCUCUAAGUCCCACUCAACCCGUACCUAUUCCCAUUCAUCCUGAUCCAAGUCGUACUCAGCGCGAACCAAGUCCUACUCUAGAGACGAAAUCUGAAGAUGCCGAACCCACUUUAAUCAGAGGCGAACGAGAAACCACUCCCCACAAGGACGACGAAAGGAACCCCCCUUCGAGGCGCUCUCGGCCGAAUUCACUCAUACUCACAGAUGCAGCAUCACCCGACUCUGGGGAUCCUAGAGACCCGCCGAAGGAGAGAAUGACUAGGUCUUUGUCUCCUCUAGAUCAAAAGCCACCUCCUGCGACCCAUGAUCUAGGUGAGCAAGCGAGCCGUGCCUUGUCUUCUGGAGCAGCUGCCUCGGAAGACUCUGAAAAGUCCGAGAAGACAGCCUUGUAUAACUGUUCAAAUCAGCCCUUCAACUCCUUCGGUGAACUUGAGGCCUUGAGGAGCAAGUCUCCCCCGGUGGAAUCCCCAACUGACGCUAAAGAAGAGCCAAGCAAAGGUGAAGGGAGCUAUGACAUCAGCACGGAUGACUUCGACUAUGCUGACGGGUCUGUCGAAGCCAUUAACCAGCUGGAAGACAUGCUGGAGCGCGAACAAGCAGACUCGCCCCCUGUUGGCAUUGAGGCACCGACGUUGUUGUCGGCAGCCAGCGUCAGCACUCUCAGCCGCGACUCUCUCGAUGGGUUCCUCAACGACGACAUGGGUAGUCUCACGAACUUCGUCACGCAGAAGACCCUAGAAUACCAUGUGAGAAAGGGCCCCAAGCCUGACGACAAGAAAGCAGACGGGCAGGACGAAGGAGGGGAGAAGGAGAGCUUGCAGGACGAAGGCAAAAUUGUCCAAAGUAUGGGAGAGAGCGUCGAUUUCUGCUUCGAGGAGGUCGAGGAUUCGCCCACCCACACCGCCGCAGAGGAACCCGCCGGCGACGACGAGAAUAAAGGCAGCAAACUCUCCCCGACGUUCAGCAAGUUCACCCAGAAGGUCUCGGACAAGAAUAAGGAGAACGAGGAGAAGAGCAAGUCCCCGAGUCGAUUCAGUCCAAGGAACUUCCUUUCGCUGGGGAACAAAGACAAGAACAAAUCCAAGAGCAAGUCCCCGACGCCCGACAGCGGCGCCAAGACGGAGGGCUGGACCACGGAGGCCAUCGAGGAGUACCUGGUCCAGAACAAGAAGGAGGAAACCGUCCGUCUCGGUCUCAUGGACGAGAAGGACGUCGAAGUCCACCAGGCGAAGAAGGAAGGCAAGAUCCCUUCGAAAGAAGACCUGAGCAGGCUGCCCGAAGUGACAGUCCACGAGGUCGUGACCAUCAGGCCGGACAGCUGCUGCAAGAAGCGCCCUGCGCCCGUCCCGCCGCAAGGGAAAUCCUCCGCCUGGAAGCCCGAGGACAUCGAGAACUACCUGCUGGAACACAAUCCCGACGAGAACCUCCGCCUCGGGCUCCUGUCGCAGGAGGACAUCCAGAUCUACGAGUGGAAACGAGCCACGGGUGAGCUGGCGAUGCGUGUAAAUCUAGACAACUACUGA